Thrips palmi is the source of this 4562-nucleotide messenger RNA. RefSeq names its product dual specificity tyrosine-phosphorylation-regulated kinase 4 (gene Dyrk2). The coding region runs from base 422 to 2299 and encodes 625 amino acids. Lineage: Eukaryota; Metazoa; Arthropoda; Insecta; Thysanoptera; Thripidae. Gene Ontology annotation, molecular function: ATP binding; protein serine/threonine/tyrosine kinase activity; protein serine/threonine kinase activity. The record is from RefSeq and is a predicted model, not a curated record. Gene Ontology annotation, biological process: peptidyl-serine phosphorylation; peptidyl-threonine phosphorylation. The transcript has 9 exons. Gene Ontology annotation, cellular component: nucleus.
GGCGCGCUUAGGCGAACGCACGCAGAGCGAGGCAGAGCGCUAAGGCUUGUCGCUGGCAUACGGUCCCUUCGGUCGCACGACGGCACUCGCGCUUUGCUUCAGACGGAUCUUCGUGGAAGCAGUGUGGAUGCAGUGCCAAUUAGCUACGUCAUUUUAAAUAUUUUUUCCGACAAAAAAAAAAUUGUGUGAAAGUUGUUGGUGUGUGAGUGUGUGCGAGUGUUCCGAUUUCAAAGCACGCGUUCGCUGGUUUCGCCCUCCGGACUCGCGGGAUAUGCGAAUCGGAGCGUGCCAGGCAGCGAAGUGGUGUUUGUGAAAAAAAAAAAACAAAAAACAAGAAACUUGUCGAGUGAUGCGUCAGUGACAUCACACCGCAAUCACCACGGAUUACCAUAGCGCCGGGCGACGUCCCAUCUCCAUCGCCAUGGCGGCGUGUUGCAUUACCCAGAGUCCUGGGCAGCUGCACCUCAACAAGGACGCCCUGCCCUCCAAGUACAGCAGCAGUAGCAGCAGCAGCAGCAGUAAGACGGCGCAGCAGCACCAGCGGGACCUGCUCUACCACCAGCAGCAGCAGCAGAGGAACAAGAACACACUCUCCUCGCUGUACGCCCCGGCUGCAGAGAACCACAAACUGCCCGCCCUGAAGAGUGGCGGCUCCGUCAGCUCGACGGGCUCUCCCUCGUCGCCGGCCCUCAACAACAACAACAAUAACAACAGCGGCAGCCGGACGCCCAAUAACAACAACAACAAUGUGGCGGACAGCCCGUCCACCCCCAAACAGGACCCCUUCGGGCGCUCGCUGCCCCUCACCCCGGCGCAGGCCACCAAGUACUACGGCACGCGGCUGACGGAGUACGAGCGCAAGGAGAUAGAGAGCUACCCCGAGGUGUGGUACCUCGGCUACGAGGCGUCCAAGAUCCACGGCGAGGAGGGCGCGGCCCAGAACGGCGGCUACGACGACGACAACGGCUCCUACAACAAGGUCCUGCACGACCACAUCUCGUACCGGUACGAGAUCCUCGAAGUGAUCGGCAGGGGGUCCUUCGGCCAGGUCAUACGGGCCCUGGACCACAGGACCGGCAAGCACAUCGCCAUCAAGAUCAUCAGGAAUAAGAAGAGGUUCCACCAUCAGGCCUUGGUUGAAGUGAAAAUCCUGGAUCAUCUAAGGAAAAAAGACCGUGACUCCUCUCACAAUGUCAUCCACAUGUUGGACCACUUCUACUUCAGAAAUCACUUGUGCAUCAGUUUUGAACUAAUGAACCUGAAUCUCUACGAACUGAUCAAGAAAAACAAUUAUCAAGGUUUCAGCCUGAGCCUCAUCCGGCGGUUUGCACACUCUCUUGUGCAAUGUUUACGACUUCUGUAUAGGGAAAAUAUAAUUCACUGCGAUCUCAAACCGGAAAAUGUCCUUCUCAAGCAGAGGGGCAGUUCGUCCAUCAAGGUGAUUGACUUCGGCAGUUCCUGCUACGCGCACCAGCGCGUGUACACAUACAUCCAGUCGCGGUUUUACCGCUCUCCUGAAGUCAUCCUUGGUCUUCCCUAUGGAGCUCCCAUCGACAUGUGGAGUCUGGGUUGCAUUUUGGCAGAGCUGUACACUGGAUACCCCUUGUUUCCUGGGGAAAACGAAGUUGAGCAGCUUGCAUGCAUCAUGGAAGUCCUUGGAGCGCCUCCAGAUCACAUUGUGGGCAACGCUACACGUCGCCGUCUUUUCUUUGAUACCUAUGGCAAUCCUCGCUGCAUCACUAACAGUAAGGGACGCAAGCGUAAACCAGGAUCCAAAGACCUGUCAAUGGCCCUCAGAUGUAAUGACAAGAUGUUUGUGGACUUUGUAGCUCAGUGUUUACAAUGGGAUUCAAAGAAGCGCAUGACCCCUGAUGAAGCUCUGCGCCACGAAUGGCUCAUCUCCAGCUCAUCCAUCAGCACUAGCAACGGAUCUCACACCCAAACAGAACUGAGGCGGUCUCCGUCAGAAGCAGGGUUGGGCCCUCACCACACACAUCACUCUCACCGGAGCGCUGGAAGUGGCAGUAGUGGUAGCGGGAGUGUGACUGGGAGUGGUAGUGGUAGUGGUAGUGGCAGCGGCCAACAAUAUUCAAUUUACCGACUGUACCGUGGUAAAAAAUGUGUAUCAAAGCUUGUAGAUGCUCAGCCCGGUGAGUUAGGCGAUGUCUCAAGUAGUUUGCUGGGUACAGCUAGAACACGAGGCUCAACAACCACAGUACGAGGUGGGGGUGAGUGUUCGAGUCAAGCAGUUGAUCCCAAUUUGAAUGACUCUGGCACUUUCCUGCCUCCUAUUUUGUGAGGCUGGCCUAUUGUCGCUUUUUCUACGGCGACAAAGUACACUGAGAGUUAAAAUUCUAUUCUAGUUCUUAUGGUGAUGAUUAUUUAAAUCUUUUCCCUACAUAAAAUACAACUUCUGAGAAGAAAAUGUAUAUUAGGGGUCACCAGAUAGAUAUGCUUCCCUAAAUUAUUACGGUAUGAUGGGAAAAAACAUCUUUCCCCUUGUAAAAAGUUGUGAAUGGAAGCUGUAAUUCCUUUUCUUUUUAAGAAACACACAAGAAGAGGUUCUGGUCUUUAGAACUUACUUCUCAAGUAAUAUUGACUUCCUCUGUGUGAUACUGUACUCAGUCACUGAAAUUUUUCACUAAUGUUCAUCCACUGUGUACUUGUCGUAUCGUGGCCAAAAUGCCAACCUCUGUGAUGUUUGCAAAUAAGCAAAGUCUGCAAGGACGCUCAGUGAAAAAAGCAUAUGUGGUACCGACUUAAUUUCAUUUAUGAACCAGUCAUCAAUUCAUCUGCAUUAUAUCAAUCCAAGAGCACUGCAUACCUCUUUGCACAUGUUGUGUUUAAUGUUAGAUGAAUUUGUUAAUAAUUUUAUGUAGAUUUGAAUGGAUGGAAGGGAACAGACUGUGUAAAAUAACUGGUACCAUGUUGUACAUUUUCUUUAGCUUUAACAUCAUGUUUCACUGCAAAGGUGUAGAAGUUUUCAGUCAGUUAUGGUUUUAUAUUUAACCAGAGUGUAUACUGCCCAUGUGUGGUUGCUGUUAUCUCAGUCAUGUGACAAGGCCUUUGUUGCUGCUUCUCAAUAUUUAACCAAGGGCAAUGAGAUCUCAAGCAGUGCGUUUUUGUUACCACAUGACAGGAGUUCCGAUCAACACCAUUGUUGAAUUCACGUCACAUCCAUUUAAUCUGUCAGUUAUGAUUUCACUUGUUGUCUUGGAAAGCUGGGUUUUAUGAGAAUGGUUAAAUUUUGUUCUGUAAGUUUCCUGUAUCUAUUUGAAAAUCAUUAGAAAGAUGAUAUUUGAACAUAUUCAUACAUCAAUUUGCUAUAUAUUUUUUUUCUGUGUUGUAAAUAGAAUAUUGAUUCUAAAAGCCACUGCUCAGUGCCUUAAAUUAAAAUCAUCCAUAAGCAUGAAGUGUAAUUUAAUUUUAUAUCCAGUAUGUUUGGUGCACUAUUCGACAGAAUUUUGCAAAUAGUCAACAAAAGUUAGUCAUAUUUUAAAGCAUAACUUGAAUUGGGGCAUUUUUUGUGGAACAUGUAGAUCAUUUGUUUCCCAAAAAUUAUCUGUGUUUUUAUCAUACAGAAUUUUAAUGUUUUAUCUUCUAUAGUGAUAGAUCUCACAAUUGUAUCAUUUGUAAUGAAAUUUUAAAUCAGCGAGAUGAAUGAACUUACCAGCUAGUUAUCCAACAUGGAACUAAAACACUCGAUAUGUGAAAGGACAACGAAUCAAUUAUGAGUUCUACAAACGUGUUCACUGCUGUAUGAAUUUCAUUUGUGGUCCACUGUUGAGGACACACUGCAGUGAAUGCCAUGAGUGCCCAUCAAUACACUACAUGUGCAUUGAAGAACUUUCAAGUGUGCGUCUUACCAUUUGUAUAUUUUAAACUACCAAUGUAUAUCUACUCAUCCAUUCAGAGCAUCGGCGAGUAGAGUUUCAAUGAUUGAAGAGGUCUAAUAAAGGUUAAAAGUGAUGCUGAGAAGAAGUGAAGUGAUAAAAAUACAACCAAAGUUCUAGAGAUUAGGCAGGCUCUGAGAAAGCUGAUACUGAGACAAUGCUGGCCAGCACUGUCCAAUAGUCUGAAUAUUGGAUAAUAAUUUUAGUGAGUUUGGUUUUUAAUGUUUUCCAGUCAGUACUUUCUUCACUCUUUUAAUUGCUCCAUCGUUGUUUUCUUUGGCACUAUUAUGGACUUUUAGAUCGUAACAUCUAAACGAAAACUUCAAAAUGAGACAGAUAUGUUGUAGACUGAUGUUUACCUGAAGAUUGUACUCCCUGUUGGUUGUGUAGGGAAACUGGUAAAGUUUAGCCAACUGUGCAACAGUAUGGCUUGAACAGGUGUGUCCUCUGACACUCAAAAGUAAACUUUAUAGUUGGGGUUCCAUGUUUUGCCCCUCUACCCUACUUGUGACAGCCGGCGUUUGCUCUCUUUGUUAAAUUUUGUAAUCAACCAUGUAUCGCUACAUAAAUUCUAAUCUUGGCAUACUCUCUUAGAUGUUGUUGUUGUUUUAAGUGUCUAUCAUUUUAUUACUGUAUUAAUGACCAAAUAAAUUCUUACAGUCAGUGUAA